CGCCCGGACAGCCUCCCUCCCAGACUUAAGCCUCACCUCCCGCGCUGCGGCCCGUAGCAAGGCCUCCGCGCCUAGCACCGCGGGAACUGUAGUUUUCUAGUGGCGUAAUUAGGCCGGAAAGGGAAGCGGUGGUACUACGUUUCCCAGAGUGCAGCGAGGCGAGCAAGGGAAGGCAGGGGGGAAGGGACAGUCGGUCGCAGACCGCGCUGGGUUGCCGCCGCCGCUGCCGCCAUCGUGCCAGCCUCUCGGGUCUCGGCGAGGCCUGGUGACGCUCCAGAAUGGGAGACAAGCCAAUUUGGGAGCAGAUUGGAUCCAGCUUCAUUCAACAUUACUACCAGUUAUUUGAUAAUGACAGAACCCAGCUAGGCGCCAUUUACAUUGAUGCAUCAUGCCUUACAUGGGAAGGACAGCAGUUCCAAGGGAAAGCUGCCAUUGUGGAGAAGUUAUCUAGCCUUCCCUUCCAAAAAAUCCAGCACAGCAUCACGGCGCAGGAUCAUCAGCCCACGCCAGAUAGCUGCAUCAUUAGCAUGGUUGUGGGCCAGCUCAAGGCUGAUGAAGACCCUAUCAUGGGAUUCCACCAGAUGUUCCUACUAAAGAACAUCAAUGAUGCUUGGGUUUGCACCAAUGACAUGUUCAGGCUUGCCCUGCACAACUUCGGCUGACCUCCUUCCAGCAAGGCACUCAUCGCUGUUUCCUCCUCUCUCCUCUUCCUGAUACUAUUCGCACUCCUCCAGAUGCUCCAAAUAUCAUACACAAACGAGCAGGGCCGUGGUGGGAGUGGGCACAGUGCGCUACUGCCACCGGCGUGUUGUGCAUGAUGUUUGGACUCUAGACUAGUCGCAUCUGACGGGAGAAGUUUGUGUUGUACCAGCGCAUGCCUUGGAAAGACUUAAAUAAUGCAAAAGGUUGUCUUUUUUUUUUUUUUUUUUUUAUCUACUGACAAGUUGCUCUAGUAACCCAAAGAAGUGAAGGAGAAAGCAGCUGCCUCACCGCCCAGAUUUUGAUUUGUUCAGAUGUUUCAAUGCCUCAUGAUACAAUAAAACCACAAAAUUUUCUUAACA
Molecule: messenger RNA, 1061 nt
Organism: Ochotona princeps (American pika)
Lineage: Eukaryota; Metazoa; Chordata; Mammalia; Lagomorpha; Ochotonidae
Gene: NUTF2
Product: nuclear transport factor 2
Exons: 5
Coding region: 279-662 (127 amino acids)
Biological process (GO): protein import into nucleus
Cellular component (GO): nuclear pore central transport channel
Source: RefSeq, a predicted model, not a curated record